This is a messenger RNA of Zingiber officinale, 727 nucleotides long. RefSeq lists its product as uncharacterized. Bases 160 to 528 code for a protein of 122 amino acids. Gene Ontology annotation, biological process: proton motive force-driven ATP synthesis. NCBI's taxonomy places the organism in Eukaryota, Viridiplantae, Streptophyta, Magnoliopsida, Zingiberales, Zingiberaceae. The record is from RefSeq and is a predicted model, not a curated record. Gene Ontology annotation, molecular function: proton transmembrane transporter activity. The transcript is spliced from 3 exons.
AAUAGGUAAAUGGUGGAACCGAGUGAGAUUGAGCUCGGCAUCCAAUUUAAGGGGGCGUCCUCGACCGAUCUCCCUUCCAAUUCUCCAUCUCUUCCAGGGAUUUCUUCGCGCUUCCGAUCGAUCGGAGGUUUUCUCGUCGGUUCGUAAGAUCCGAAGGUGAUGGCGUCGAGGCUCCACCAACUUCGGUCGAAGGCUGGUCAGGCUUCGGAGUUCAUCGCCAAGCACGGGGGCGCUUACUACAAGGAGCUGCUGGAGAAGAACAAGCAGUACAUCGUUCAGCCACCCACGAUCGAGGCAUGUCAGGAUCUGUCGAAAAAGCUGUUCUAUACUCGACUUGCAAGCAUUCCCGGUCGUUGUGAAUCCUUCUGGAAGGAGCUUGAUGGGGUGAAACACAUAUGGCAAAACAGGAAGGAGCUCAAGGUCGAAGAUGCUGGCAUUGCUGCUCUGUUUGGGCUGGAGUUAUAUGCAUGGUUCUGUGUCGGCGAGAUAGUUGGAAGAGGAUGUACUUUCACUGGCUACUAUGUCUAAGGAGUCGGCAUCCAUCUGAAUUCCUUUAGUUUUCCUGCAUUCCGGUUUGAUCAAUCUUCUCGCCUUUUUCCCUACUUGCAAAAUUUUGUUCACCAUAGAAUUUUUAAGCUGGCAAUCAGCGAGACAAGCAUAGUUUCCUUGCAUUAAAUAAUCAAUUGACAUGCUCUCGUCAAUCAGUGACUUGACUUUUUUGCUUGAA